Ambispora gerdemannii is the source of this 420-nucleotide messenger RNA. The record is from the annotation of a GenBank genome assembly. NCBI's taxonomy places the organism in Eukaryota, Fungi, Glomeromycota, Glomeromycetes, Archaeosporales, Ambisporaceae.
AUGAAACAAAUAUCAAAUGAGUAUGAACAAGAAGAAGCAAGUAUAAAUUGGUUGGCAUCUGAUAUCAAUUGUCAGUCAGAAGUGGAAUCUACACGGAUCAUAUCAACAAGCGAGACUGAAGAUACUGAUUAUUGUUAUGAUAUUGAUAAUACUUCAAUAAAAGUUGAAGAGUUUGUUCAAUGUGUAAUUGUAGACAUUAUCAAUAACAAAGUUCAAAGAUAUACCAAUUCUGUAUCUCGUCCAAUUAAACAGCUACAGGGAACAUGGGAGUUAGAUUUUGUAUUGGCAGAUGAGAAAAUAAAGAAAUAUGGAAGUAAAGCUUUGCAAUUAUUAGGUGUAUGCUCUAGUCAUUUUAAUUUUGAUCAAGAUAGGAUUUACAAGAGAGAUACAAAAAAUAAAAUGCCAAUUAAAAAGGUCUGA